GAGCGGCCUGCGAGUAGCCGCGGGUCCCUAGCUCCAGAAAUGGUUGAACAACCGGAGACGGCCGUGAUUACCCCAGCCAUGCUAGAAGAGGAGGAACAGCUUGAGGCUGCUGGACUUGAGAGAGAGCGGAAGAUGCUAGAAAAGGUUCGCAUGUCUUGGGAUAGGGAGUCCACAGAAAUUCGGUAUCGUAGACUUCAACAUUUGCUUGAAAAAAGCAAUAUCUACUCCAAGUUUUUAUUGACUAAAAUGGAACAGCAACAAUUAGAGGAACAGAAGAAGAAAGAGAAAUUGGAGAGAAAAAAGGAAUCUUUAAAAGUUACAAAGGGUAAAAAUUCAGUUGGCACAAGUGAAGAGAAUCCAGUUCUGAGAAAAAAUAGAGGAAGAGAUGAUGAAUCAUACAGUAUUUCAGAGGUCAUGUCAAAAGAGGAGAUUUUGUCUGUGGCUAAAAAAAGGAAAAAGGAGAAUGAGGAUGAAAGCUCUUCCUAUACUAAUCUCUGUGUAGAAGAUCUUCAGAAAAAUAAAGAUUCAAAUAGUAUAAUUAAAGAUAGAUUGUCUCAAACUGUUAGGCAGAAUGCUAAAUUCUUUUUUGACCCAGUUCGGAAAUGUAAUGGACAGCCAAUACCCUUUCAACAACCAAAGCACUUCACAGGAGGAGUGAUGCGGUGGUACCAAGUAGAAGGCAUGGAAUGGCUUAGGAUGCUUUGGGAAAACGGAAUUAAUGGCAUUUUAGCGGAUGAAAUGGGACUGGGAAAGACAGUUCAGUGUAUUGCUACAAUUGCAUUGAUGAUUCAGAGAGGAGUACCUGGACCUUUUCUUGUCUGUGGCCCUUUGUCUACACUUCCUAACUGGAUUGCUGAGUUCAAAAGAUUUACACCAGAAAUUCCUACUAUGUUAUAUCAUGGAACCCAGCAGGAACGUCGAAAAUUGGUAAGGAAUAUUUACAAACGGAAAGGUGCACUGCAGAUUCAUCCUGUGGUAAUCACAUCAUUUGAAAUAGCCAUGAGAGACCGAAAUGCGUUACAGCAUUGCUAUUGGAAAUACUUAAUAGUAGAUGAAGGACACAGGAUUAAGAAUAUGAAGUGCCGUCUAAUCAGGGAGUUAAAACGAUUCAAUGCUGAUAACAAACUUCUUUUGACUGGUACUCCCUUGCAAAACAAUUUAUCAGAACUUUGGUCAUUGCUAAACUUUUUGUUGCCAGAUGUAUUUGAUGACUUGAAAAGCUUUGAGUCUUGGUUUGAUAUCACUAGUCUUUCUGAAACUGCUGAAGAUAUUAUUGCUAAAGAAAGAGAACAGAACGUAUUGCAUAUGCUGCACCAGAUUCUAACACCUUUCUUACUGAGAAGACUGAAAUCUGAUGUUGCUCUUGAAGUUCCUCCUAAACGAGAAGUAGUCGUUUAUGCACCACUUUCAAAGAAACAAGAGAUCUUUUAUACAGCCAUUGUGAACCGUACAAUUGCAAACAUGUUUGGAUCCAGUGAGAAAGAAACAGUUGAGCUAAGUCCUACUGGACGACCAAAACGGCGAACUAGAAAAUCAAUAAAUUACAGCAAAAUAGAUGAUUUCCCUAAUGAGUUGGAAAAAUUGAUCAGUCAAAUACAACCAGAGGUGGAUCGAGAAAGAACUAUUGUGGAAGUAAAUAUCCCUGUAGAAUCUGAAAUUAAUCUGAAGCUGCAGAAUAUAAUGAUGCUACUUCGUAAAUGCUGUAAUCAUCCAUAUUUGAUUGAGUAUCCUAUAGACCCUGUCACACAAGAGUUUAAGAUUGAUGAAGAAUUGGUAACAAAUUCUGGAAAAUUCUUAAUUUUGGAUCGAAUGCUGCCAGAACUAAAAAAGAGAGGCCAUAAGGUGCUGUUUUUUUCACAAAUGACAAGGAUGUUGGACAUUUUAAUGGAUUACUGCCAUCUUAGAAAUUUCAACUUUAGCAGGCUUGAUGGCUCCAUGUCUUACUCGGAGAGAGAAAAAAAUAUGCGCAACUUCAACACAGAUCCAGAUGUGUUUAUUUUUUUAGUGAGUACAAGAGCUGGUGGCCUGGGCAUUAAUUUGACUGCAGCAGAUACAGUUAUCAUUUAUGAUAGUGAUUGGAAUCCCCAGUCUGAUCUUCAGGCCCAGGAUAGAUGUCAUAGAAUUGGUCAGACAAAGCCAGUUGUUGUAUAUCGUCUUGUUACAGCAAAUACCAUUGAUCAGAAAAUUGUGGAAAGAGCAGCUGCUAAAAGAAAACUGGAAAAGUUGAUCAUCCACAAAAGUCAUUUCAAAGGUGGUCAGUCUAGAAUAAAUCAAUCUAAGAAUUUCUUAGAUCCUAAGGAAUUAAUGGAAUUAUUAAAAUCUAGAGAUUAUGAAAGGGAAGUAAAAGGAUCAAGAGAGAAGGUCAUUAGCGAUAAAGAUCUAGAGUUGUUGUUAGAUCGAAGUGAUCUCAUUGAUCAAAUGAAUGCCUCGGGACCAAAAGAAAAGAUGGGGAUAUUCAAGAUACUUGAAAAUUCUGAAGAUUCCAGUCCUGAAUGUUUGUUUUAA
Cynocephalus volans (Philippine flying lemur) is the source of this 2505-nucleotide messenger RNA. It is a transcript of the gene HELLS, whose product is annotated as helicase, lymphoid specific. The record is from RefSeq and is a predicted model, not a curated record. Gene Ontology annotation, molecular function: ATP-dependent chromatin remodeler activity; ATP binding; chromatin binding. Lineage: Eukaryota; Metazoa; Chordata; Mammalia; Dermoptera; Cynocephalidae. Gene Ontology annotation, biological process: pericentric heterochromatin formation; negative regulation of gene expression via chromosomal CpG island methylation; lymphocyte proliferation. The coding region runs from base 40 to 2505 and encodes 821 amino acids. Gene Ontology annotation, cellular component: nucleus; pericentric heterochromatin. The transcript is spliced from 22 exons.